AUGGCCCUGUGGACGCGCCUCCUGCCCCUGCUCGCCCUGCUGGCCCUUUGGGCGCCCGCCCCCGCCCAGUCUGAGGUCGAGCACCUGUGCGGGGAGGAUCUGGUGGCUAUGGUGACCAUGAUGUGCGGAGAUCGGGGCUUCAGCAAUCCCACGGUCCCCCUGGAGCUGCCCGACCCACAGGGUGAGCCUGUGCGGUGUGGCGCAGGCGUCCUGAACCGCAUCUCCCUGGAGGAGCUCCUGCAGAAUAGCGGCAUCGUGGAGGAGUGCUGCAUCAACGUCUGCUCAUUGUAUGAGUUGGAGAGAUACUGCAACUAG
Myotis myotis is the source of this 315-nucleotide messenger RNA. RefSeq names its product insulin-like. Gene Ontology annotation, biological process: glucose homeostasis; positive regulation of protein secretion. The transcript has 2 exons. Lineage: Eukaryota; Metazoa; Chordata; Mammalia; Chiroptera; Vespertilionidae. Gene Ontology annotation, cellular component: extracellular region. The record is from RefSeq and is a predicted model, not a curated record. The coding region runs from base 1 to 315 and encodes 104 amino acids. Gene Ontology annotation, molecular function: hormone activity.